UUUAAGACCUCUAUCUAAUCUUGAUUAGGAGUUUAACGACGCACAACGCGGAGCAUGCAAUAAUUCCUUCCCAGAAUAUACCUUCUCCUCUCUCUCUCUCUCUCUCUAUAAAUACACGUCUACUUCCACAAAUCAUUAGACAAAACUAACAUCUUCAAGAAAUAGAGAGAGAGAGACUCUAGAGUCUAGAGAGAGAAAGAAAGAAGGCUACUAUUUUGCAUGGAGACGACGACGACAGCGGCGGCGGCGAACGGGGGAGGGGACGGGGGGUUUUACAGCCGGAAGAAUCGGCUGCAGGCCGUCGUCAUGAAGGAGAGGUGCGGCGGGCACUUCCAGAUGCCUCUUCACUACCCGCGGUACGCGAAGGCCGACUACGAGGCGAUGCCCGAGUGGCAGCUCGACCGCCUCCUCGCCGAGUACGGCCUCCCCGCCAUCGGAGACCUCGCGGAGAAGCGCAGCUUCGCCAUCGGCGCCUUCCUUUGGCCCUCUUCCUCUAAUUCCUUCUGAGCUACACCUUCUUCAUUUUUCUUGUUUUUCGAGAGGAGUACGCGUUUUUAAUUGUGUGAAAGCUAAAUUACAGAUAACCCUCCUGAAUACAUCGUGGCUUCGACAAUAAAUUAAAUACGAAGAGAAUAAAAUAUGAAGCACGAUAUAUUGAAGAGGAUUUUGUGUAUUUUAGCCUUGUAUAAAGGACUUGCGUUCAUGUUGGCUAGAUUUUUAGGUGAAUUAAUUAAUUAAGUAGUAGAUUGUGAGUUUUGGGUAGGGGUUUGGCACUAGAUCUCAUGUAUUAACUUUAGGAAUUAUUAAGAUUUAAAGAGGUUAAUUAGUGGGUAAGUUUGGAAUUAAGAGGAUUUUAGUUUGAAUGUGCGGGGAUUAGAGGAAUGAGUGUAAUUAGAGUAUCUAAGCCUACUUAAUUUGUUUUUCUAAUAAUAAUUUGUUGGGUUUUUGUUCUUUUGA
This is a messenger RNA of Ananas comosus (pineapple), 957 nucleotides long. RefSeq lists its product as uncharacterized. The record is from RefSeq and is a predicted model, not a curated record. The transcript has a single exon. NCBI's taxonomy places the organism in Eukaryota, Viridiplantae, Streptophyta, Magnoliopsida, Poales, Bromeliaceae. The coding region runs from base 220 to 507 and encodes 95 amino acids.